AUGAAUACCACACACUUUGCAUUUUCAUUUCAGCCUGUGCUGCUUAAUGUCACUGAAGAAUUCAACGACUCGAUUGUGAACAACAGAAGCAGCGAUGGAUUUUGUGAGCAAGUCUUCAUAAAAGCUGAGGUUUUCCUGACUUUAGGGAUCAUCAGCCUCCUGGAAAAUAUCCUUGUCAUUCUUGCAGUGCUGAAGAAUGGAAACCUACAUUCUCCCAUGUAUUUCUUCCUUUGUAGCUUGGCUGCAGCAGAUAUGUUAGUGAGCAUGUCAAAUGCCUUGGAGACUAUUAUGAUUGCAAUCCUGAGCAGCGGCUAUUUGAUCAUUGAUGACCGCUUUAUUCAGCAUAUGGACAAUGUUUUUGACUCAAUGAUUUGUAUUUCUUUGGUAGCCUCAAUUUGCAACCUCUUGGUUAUAGCCAUUGACAGGUACAUAACUAUUUUCUAUGCUCUCCGUUACCACAGCAUCAUGACUGUGAAGAAAGCUUUAACUUUGAUUGUGGUCAUUUGGAUUGCUUGUAUCAUCUGUGGCAUCAUGUUCAUUGCCUACUCAGAAAGCAAAACUGUCAUUGUCUGUCUCAUCACCAUGUUCUUUACCAUGCUUUUUCUCAUGGCCUCCCUUUAUGUUCACAUGUUCUUGUUUGCCCGCCUUCAUGUUAAGCGGAUUGCAGCCCUCCCCGUGGAUGGGGUUCCCUACCAGCGAACCUGCAUGAAGGGAGCUGUCACCAUCACUAUAUUACUUGGUGUCUUCAUUGUUUGCUGGGCACCUUUCUUCCUUCACCUCAUUCUCAUCAUUUCUUGCCCAAUGAAUCCAUACUGCAUCUGCUACACUUCACACUUCAAUACCUAUCUGGUCUUGAUAAUGUGCAAUUCAGUAAUUGAUCCACUCAUUUAUGCUUUUCGGAGCCUGGAGAUGAGAAAGACUUUCAAAGAGAUGGUGUGUUGCUGUUACGGCGUGAGUGUGGGACAGUGCAUGCUGUAA
Colius striatus (speckled mousebird) is the source of this 978-nucleotide messenger RNA. RefSeq names its product melanocortin 3 receptor (gene MC3R). Lineage: Eukaryota; Metazoa; Chordata; Aves; Coliiformes; Coliidae. The transcript has a single exon. Gene Ontology annotation, cellular component: membrane. The coding region runs from base 1 to 978 and encodes 325 amino acids. Gene Ontology annotation, biological process: G protein-coupled receptor signaling pathway. Gene Ontology annotation, molecular function: melanocyte-stimulating hormone receptor activity; peptide hormone binding. The record is from RefSeq and is a predicted model, not a curated record.